Molecule: messenger RNA, 2128 nt
Organism: Prosopis cineraria
Lineage: Eukaryota; Viridiplantae; Streptophyta; Magnoliopsida; Fabales; Fabaceae
Product: serine/threonine-protein kinase AGC1-7-like
Exons: 3
Coding region: 751-1959 (402 amino acids)
Biological process (GO): protein phosphorylation
Cellular component (GO): plasma membrane; nucleus; cytoplasm
Molecular function (GO): ATP binding; protein serine/threonine kinase activity
Source: RefSeq, a predicted model, not a curated record
CUCCAAUCAAGACGAACCCACAUGUCUUCUCCCUCCUAAUUCAGAUUUUGCUCCUUCAUUUCUCUCUCCUAUUCUCUAUUUUGCAAGUUCAAAGAAAAUUGUUCAAUGCAGAGGCCAAACGGGGGAAAAUGUAUCAGCUUAUAUGACUUAAAACCUAAAAAGUUAUCAGGAUUUUUGCAGUUUUCAGAUAUUCCUCUUGAGGGGUGUGGCUGCCUUGUUCAUUGAUAGCGUUAAAACCUGCAAGAGGCCUCAGUCAAUUGAGGUAAUUGCUCUAUGUUUGUUCAUUUUUAAAUUUUAAUACACCCAUACUUUUCAAAGACAAUCUAGUGUGAAAUCAUUGUAGCCAUGACAGAAUUGUUGAUAUAUUUGAGGUGCGCGUGCUUUGUUCUGAUCAAAGAAUCAGUAUGGUUAUUGGUACAGAUGAACCACAAUUUGUCACAAGAACCUCCCAAAACAUAUCAUGUUGCUCAUAGUAAUGCCAAUUUAGCAAAUAUUUCUCCUAGCGAUCCCCAAAUGGUAAAUAAAGCAGGAAAAAAUUCCAAAUCAACUAAAUAUUCAAAAAGUAGUACAUCUAAACCUGAGAAACUAGAAGGCAAGUUUGCUUCUGAUCCUUCCACCUCACCAAGAAAUGUGAAGACUAAUAGUUAUGGCUAAGGGAGUUGCAAUAGCUCUCGUAGCAAUAGUUUAGAGGGAACUUGUCCUCCUAUUAAGCCACAUACUGGUGGUGAUGGGCGGUAGGACACAAUUCAAAUGACUUCGAAGGGCAUCACUCUUAAUCUUACCCAUUUUCAGUUUCUUAAGCGUAUUGGGUAUGGAGACAUUGGAAGUGUAUAUCUUGUGGAACUUAAAAGGAUUAGGACCUACUUUGCCAUGAAGGUAAUGGAUAAAGAAUCUCUAGCUAGCAGAAACAAGUUACUAAGAGCACAAAUGGAAAGGAAGAUUCUUGGACUUCUUGAUCACAUAUUCUUGCCUACUUUAUACGCCUACUUCAAAACAGAGAAGUUAUACUAUUUGUUCAUGGAGUUCUACAGUGGUGGUGAUCUUCAUUCUCUUCGACAAAAGCAACCUAACAAGCAUUUUACUGAAGAAGCUGCUAGGUUUUAUGCUUUGAAGAUUCUGUUAGCUCUAGAGUACCUCCAUAUGUUAGGCAUUGUAUAUAGAGAUUUGAAGCCAGAGAAUGUCCUAGUUAGAGAUGCAGGCCAUAUCAUGUUGUCAGACUUCGAUUUAUCACUUCGUUGCUCAGUCAAUCUAACACUUGUCAAAUCUUCAUCUACUCAUCAUGUGAGUAACAAUAAUGGUUAUGGGGGCAUGAUAGAGGAUGAAUAUGCAGUGCAGGGUUGUAUUCAGCAACCAACUUUCUUCCCGCGAAUUCUACCUUCAAAGAAGUCUCGCAAAUCAAAAUUUGAAUUUGGUCCAGUUGGAGGUCCUCUUCCUGAAUUGAUGGCAGAGCCAACAAAUGUAAAAUCAAUGUCAUUUGUUGGGACACAUGAAUAUCUUGCUCCUGAGAUUAUCCGAGGAGAGGGACAUGGCAGUGCAGUGGACUGGUGGACAUUUGGGAUCUUUUUAUAUGAACUCUUGCAUGGAACAACACCCUUCAAAGGUGCAGGAAAUCGUGCUAUGCUUUUCAAUGUCAUAUGUCAGCCAUUGAGAUUUCCAGAAGCUCCUCAUGUGAGUUCUGCAGCAAGAGAGCUUAUAAAAGGGUUGUUAGUGAAAGAACCUAACAAGAGACUUGCCUAUACUAGAGGAGCAACAGAGGUUAAACAACACUCUUUUUUUGAAGGAGUGAACUGGGCUCUAAUAAGAAGUGCCUUGCCUCCACAUGUACCAAAUCUUGUAGAUAUUACUCAGUAUGCUUCCAAAGAAGCACUAGUCCCAAAGGAUAAGAGGAUGAUGGAUAUCUUAAAAGAUCAAAACAAACAUGGUGUUUAUAACUCGUACAUAGAUUUUGAGUAUUUUUAGCUGCAAAUUUGGAUUUGGAGUCAUUGGAAAGAAGAAACAGUGUAGAACCAACCCAACAUGAAAUCACAAACUUUAGGAAAACAAAUGUUGUAUGCAUAAACAUGUAUAUUCAUCCGUUUGAAUCUCCUUUACUUUCAGCUUCCAAUGUAACUUUUGAUGGUUACGGGUU